Molecule: messenger RNA, 2308 nt
Organism: Macrobrachium nipponense
Lineage: Eukaryota; Metazoa; Arthropoda; Malacostraca; Decapoda; Palaemonidae
Product: organic cation transporter protein-like
Exons: 12
Coding region: 193-1881 (562 amino acids)
Biological process (GO): transmembrane transport
Cellular component (GO): membrane
Molecular function (GO): transmembrane transporter activity
Source: RefSeq, a predicted model, not a curated record
GCAGACUUUUCCAGGCAUUGUAGCUUAGAUAUAAGUGGCAACCACUCGGUGAUAUCAACGAACAAGUAUUCCUGAACGCUUGUUGCAGUCAGUUACUCGACUUGUGGUCGGUGUGGCACAAGUUCUUGCAGCCGCCGUCGGAUCUCGCUUGAGGUCGGCUCUUUGAGGUGAGGAAAAGAAGAAACCAAACCAAUGGGUGGAGGGCUGGAGGACCUACUCGCGUCUGUCGGAAGCUUUGGUCCUUUUCAAAAGUGGAUGGUUGGAUUUGUUCUGAUUCCCGUGUCUUUCAUUAUUGCUUAUGUGAACCAUUCUUUGGUCUUCCAACUUGCUGUCCCCGAUUACUGGUGUCAUGUUCCUGGCAGAGCACAAACUUCCUUGUCUUUAGAGCAGUGGAAGAAUCUUACCAUACCAAGAGAGAAUGGAGAAUUGUCAAGAUGUCUUCACUACCAGAUAACGUGGAAAAACGAGAGUGGAGGCAAAUUUACAGUUUCGAACGAAACUGUAGCUUGCAGCCAUGGGUGGGAACACGAUCGAUAUGAGUACCUGGACACUGUGGCCACACUACACGACUGGCUUUGCGAUAAAGAGAAGUUCUCCAGUUACAUGAUGUCCAUGAAUACUAUUGGAAAUGCAGUUGGAACCCUUCUGAUGCCGAUUAUAGCUGACAAAUACCUUGGUCGUCGAGUUGCCUUCUACAUAGCAGUUGGUCUUCAAGCAAUGUUCACAGCCGCUGUCGUCUGGGCUCCGUCUUUUGAAUUUCAUCUGGCCUUCAGAUUCUUAGCGGGUCUGGGCUACCAGUGUAAUUACCUGAUGCCGUUCGUGACUGUCAUGGAAUUCGUAUCCGUAAGUAAAAGAACGCUGGUGGUUUUCUUGUCUUCUGUCGGCUGGACUAUGGGCUACUGUUGUUCUUCCCUUGUGUCCUGGAUUCUUCCCGAUUGGCGUUAUCAAGCUCUUGCGUGUUGCGUGCCUCUGAUUCUGUCUUUUAUGUACAUCUUCUGUUUGCCAGAGUCUCCUCGCUGGUUGAUGAGUCAAGGAAAAUGGGAAGAGUGUGCUGAUGUGCUUAUUAUGGUUGGCCAGAGGAACACACACUCCACUCCCGAACGUGCUGAGCUGGAAAGGAAGAUCGAAUUGCUAAGGAACACGGACCCUGUUGAAAAUUCUAUAUCAAAAAUUAUUAAACAUCCAAAACUUUGCGUCAGAUCCCUUAUGCUCUUUAUCAUUGGGUCUAGCGUGCAUGUCAUCCUAGGCGUUGUUAACUCCUCCAUAACAAUAUACUCGAACGACUACUUGGACAGUGUUCUGAUAUCGCUGGCGGACUUACCGGGCUGUCAUCUGGGAUGCCUUGUUGUCCAUUACUUCGGAAGGAGGUUCACUUUCAUCUCGACAUCGUUGCUUGCUUUCGGCUUCUGCGCGGCGUCACUCUUCGUGUUUAGAGAUGAAUGGAUUCUGCUCAUAGUGAUGGCCUUAAUCAAGCUUUCAGUCAGCAUGACCGUUUUCACACUUCUCGUGUACAGCGCGGAAAUAUUUCCAACACCGAUACGGUCUACAGGAUUCGCUUGGAUUAGUGCCUGCGGUUUCGCAGCAGUGACGGCAUCGCCCUAUAUAAUCGACUCAAACCUUGGAGCAUCGUUCCGAUACUGGGUCAUGCUAACCUUAUCCGGAAUAAGCUUUCUGGCAACUUUAUAUCUUCCUGAAACCAUCGGCCUUCCUCUCCCUCAAAAUUUCCAAGAAGCAGAAGAUGUCAACGUUGGACGACCGCUUAGGUCCUGGAUUCACAAGUGGAAUUAUUUCAAGUACUUGCCGACGUCAGAUCCUGGAGAUGUGUCUCAAGGAUGCCGAUACGAGUUGGAAGCCUUCCAGAGAAGUGGGCGCCAAAAGUGACGGCUGAUUGCUAAUGUAUUUCCAGAGUUCAGUUUCUUCCUCUAUCAUUUUGGAAAUAUCUUUUACGUACAAAUGCAUAUCAUUAUCAUUUUCUAAUGUAAAAUGAAUGAUUAUACUCUGUAUUGUCUAGUACAAUAGAACCCUUAGAAUAUCUAGAUGUGACUUGAUGUCUUCACAUUCAUUCCUCUAAAUGAAUUUCACUGGAUUAAUGACUAGAACUCGACGGUGAUCGGUAAAAAAACGUUUGGGUAUACUACAUAGAGCUGGGCAACAGGCGAAACCCAGGGCAUUUAUGAAUUCACUAUGAAUUCUUAUGGGAUUAUUCAUUUUAGUACAGUACUAUAGUAGAUUCACAUCAACCAAGCAUCUGAUGUGUAGGCCAGUCCCUUAAGACGCUCCUGAUUGGCUGUUGAUAAGCCAAUCACAG